GCUUUCCUUUUGAAGCCAACGUCUACAAGUUUCCCUGCACAUCAGUUGACGACGUCACUUCAUAUUUCACGCAUUCUGCUCACAUGCAGUAGUUGAUCAACAAUGUGGCCCUCAAUACCCGCUUUUAGAAGCUUUAGCAACACAUCGUGUCCUGCGGGUACUAAGUGCGAGCUCCCUUACUGCAUCUUCGGCCAUGACAUUGUCAAAGCGCGUAGCACGCCUCCCACAGCAACAGCGAGCAACACGACAGACAGCGAGCCAGCUGCGAAGCGUCAGAAACUAAACGACGAUACUGCCAAGGGCGUUGCCUUACGCAGCGCGCUAGAUGUACCUACAGCGCCGAGAGCUGUAUUCACGGGCUUAUCCGCUGGCAAGGACAAGGUCAUUGUAGCAAACAAAAGAGCAGAUACCGCCACCGCAACAUCAUCAAACUCAGCAAACAAUGGGAGGAACGUCGAUGCUCUACCGCGAUCCGCGACACAGCCAGUGUCACCACCACCGAAGAUAUCAGAAGCCAAAGCUACCCUCACGCCCACGGGUCCGGUAGCUUUGUUGCCACGCAAACUGGUGAAAGAACCAGCACUCUUCACCAGACGAUUGGGCCUCCUAAAGAUGCUGCACGGGUUCAUGAAGCCACUGAAUGACAAGAUUGCGAAAGCUGUCAAGCCCGAAAUCAAAGCCUUGCACAUGGACGCAAACCAACUCAACAAGUUGGCGGUGGAUGAGGAAGAACGUAUCGCGAUAGCAAAUCCGGGCGUGUAUGAGAACGUGCUGAAGCAACGACUGCUCAAGGUCAAGAAAAUGACGCCGGAGGGAUGGGUCAAGGAGAGAUUUGACGCUUUGGCAAAAGAAAAAGGUCUACCACCGAAGAAGACCCCACCAAAGAAGGUUGAUACCGGCCUUACACCAAAGGGAGAAGUGAGUGUUCUUUCGACGCUCAUCUGUCCGCAGGAUGGCUUGGACAAGCACGGAUACGUUACGGCGCUCCCCACAACGAAGCAACUGGAGGAAGCGAGAUCAGCACAGGCAUCGGCGGACUUCUGGGAAGUGUGUGAUCGUUGCAACACGCGAUUCCAGGUCUUCCCCGAGCGCCGAGAAGAAGACGGCGCACUCACCACUGGAGGCCAGUGCACACAUCAUUGGGGCAGGAAGGUGUAUCCUAAGAGGUCGAAGAACGCCGGACCGGAACCGACUACCUACUCCUGUUGCCACGAGUCUGUUGGCUCUCCCGGGUGUACUACGUCCGACACUCACGUGUAUAAAAUCUCGGACCCAAAGCGACUUUCUUUGGUCAUGCCCUUCAUCGAGACGCUGGAAAACGACGAGGCACCAGCAGACACGGCAAUCUGCUUUGAUUGCGAGAUGGGAUACACCACGCACGGCCUCGAACUCAUGCGUCUCACAGCCAUUGCAUGGCCGACCCACAAGCCACUUGUCGACGUACUCGUUCGCCCCAUUGGCCAUCUCUUGGAUGUGAACACGCGAUUCUCCGGUAUCACGGUAGAACAGUUCCUCAGCGCAAAGCCAUAUGACCCAGCGGAUCCGAAGCCUAGACGAAACGAUAUCCGCAUCGUCGAGUCUCCUUAUGUGGCGCGAGAUCUCUUCCUGGCCCACGUCACGACGACAACGCCCGUGCUCGGUCACGCCCUCGAGAAUGAUCUCAACACUCUCAGGAUCAUCCACCCGAACAUCAUCGACACCGUCCUACUUUUCCCGCACAGACGAGGGUUACCACUUCGCCACGGCCUGCGCGCUCUGGCCAAGGAGAAGCUCGACAUUGACAUUCAACAAGCUGGCGCUGCCGGACACGACAGCUACGAGGACGCGAGGACGACUGGCGAGUUGAUCCGCUUCAAGGUAGCAGAAAAGUGGAAGCAGCUCAAGCAUGACGGCUGGGAGUUGCGUGAUGGUGGCGUCUUUCCACCGAUGCCGCCUGGUGCACCGCCUUCACAGGCCCCUGCUGCGCUGCCGAUGAUGCCGCCGGCUCCGAUGGCUAUCUUGGGAGCAAAGUCAGCCGGGAAGCGGAAACUCGACGAGGAGGAUGCGGCGGCAGCUACAGGCGAAGAGCCGCCUGCAAAGAAGCAUGACUUGAUCUUGGAAGACCAGUGAAGAGAUUGAGACAGAGACAUCUUGCUUGUUCAGAGGCUUGAAACCACUCACAGCAUGAUCGGUAUAUGGACGUGCAGCAUAGCAUGCGUAGCUGCGGGUAUCUCCGGCCUCCAAGGGCUCUACAUGCUCCUCUAGACAGCCUCGACA
Molecule: messenger RNA, 2256 nt
Organism: Didymella exigua CBS 183.55
Lineage: Eukaryota; Fungi; Ascomycota; Dothideomycetes; Pleosporales; Didymellaceae
Exons: 2
Coding region: 103-2109 (668 amino acids)
Cellular component (GO): nucleus
Molecular function (GO): exonuclease activity; nucleic acid binding
Source: RefSeq, a predicted model, not a curated record